AGAUCAAUUCCCAUUUGAUAUAUAUUUUUUACUCUGCACCCUUCCCACUUUCCUCCCCUUAUAAAACAAAACUAUUCUUGUACUUACCUUUAGCCAACUCCCAUUUUCUCUUCCUUGUUUACUCAUACAACUAAAAUGGUGUCCUUAGAUUCUGCAUCCACAUCUCUUGAUCCAAACUCAAGUCCCCGAAUUUCCUUCUCUGCAGACUUUCUUGAUGACGAAAACUUCAUAUCCAUUACUCCAAAUUCUCAAUCAGAGAAAAGCCGGGAAAAAGAGCUUCAGACAGCAGAAUUUGAGUUCUUAUCCAGCAAUUUUACAAGUGGAAACAUGACAACAGCCGAUGAGCUAAUAUUUGAAGGCAAAUUACUUCCCUAUUGGCAAAUCCACCAUGUCGAAAAACUGAACAAGAUUAGCCUCAAAACAAAGCAUCUUGAAACGGAGCAAGUGAAUAAAAAACAGGGUAUUAGUAAAGAUGAUCAGAGUAGGCAAGUGAAUUGGUUUAUUGAUGAAGACCCAUCUCCUAGGCCACCAACAUGCACUGUUUUAUGGAAAGAGUUAUUGAGACUGAAAAAGCAAAAACAGAGGCCUUCCUCUUUGUCACCUUCUUCCUCUUCUUCUUCUUCUUCAAGCUCGAAUCCUGAAAAUUCGACAACAGAUGAAAGCAAAGAGAAGCAUGUGGUGGACAAGAUAAAGAAAAGAUUGGAGAGAUCAAAAUCAGCAACUAUAAGAGUAAGACCUUUGAUUAAUGUGCCAAUUUGUACACAAGGGAAAAACAAUGCAACACCACCUAUUUUCCCCCUUAAGAAAGGAAGAGUGGAGAGGUGAGACCAAAGGGCAGCCCGGUGCAAUAAGCUCCCACCAAGAUGGAGAAGGGCCGAAUCAGAUGGAUUUAUUAUAUACAAACUUAUCAUGCAUUUCAGCAAGGUGAGAUCAAAAAUUGAAAUGACCAUCAGUUUUAGUCAUUUUGUAAAGAUGUUCUAUACUGUUUUCUUUAAUUUUUUAAUUUAAUUUGUUCUGAAUUAGAUUAAUGUUUCUUCUGAAGGAUAUCAUGAAUUGCGUUAUUUGUAUUUUUCGUUUGUUGUAAUGUAUCAGAGACUAAUUCUAUUUAGUUUCAAGA
This is a messenger RNA of Capsicum annuum, 1117 nucleotides long. RefSeq lists its product as uncharacterized. The record is from RefSeq and is a predicted model, not a curated record. The transcript has a single exon. Lineage: Eukaryota; Viridiplantae; Streptophyta; Magnoliopsida; Solanales; Solanaceae. Bases 136 to 825 code for a protein of 229 amino acids.